Molecule: messenger RNA, 1449 nt
Organism: Botrytis fragariae
Lineage: Eukaryota; Fungi; Ascomycota; Leotiomycetes; Helotiales; Sclerotiniaceae
Product: putative phosphoserine phosphatase protein
Exons: 1
Coding region: 1-1449 (482 amino acids)
Biological process (GO): dephosphorylation; L-serine biosynthetic process
Cellular component (GO): cytoplasm
Molecular function (GO): magnesium ion binding; L-phosphoserine phosphatase activity
Source: RefSeq, a predicted model, not a curated record
AUGGCUGAAAAUGAAGCAUCAGCAAGAACUGGACGUCCCAGCUUAGGCAAUAAUGUGCGCAGUCGUUCCUAUCUCCAAGAACAUCAACAAUAUCGUCCUCCACAACAAGAUGGUCAUCACGGUAUAGAUAGCAUAGUUGAAGGUAUUCAAGGUAGCGCGCUUUCAUCCCCUACCAAAUCUUUCACUCAAUUCAAUGGAGUUCCUUCUCCACAACAUCCUCCAAAGAUUGUCGACAGCGGGCUCAAUCAUACCUUGUCACACGCAAACUGUCAACCUGCGCCAAAUACAACUUCCGACCGAAUGAUCGCAACUCUUAUUUACAAAACCAAAUCUCCCCGUGUUUCAGUCACCGACUAUCCACCCGAUCGUUCUCCUUCACCAGCUUCCUCUCCUUCCAGAUCCUCGGUGACAUCUACUUCCCGCGCCAUCCCGCCAAAUCUUGCUCCUGUCCGCACACUCUCCAACUUCCCACUCGAGCCUCCACCACCCGACCCAGAACCGCUCGAUCAUCUCUACGGAAGCUAUAUCUCGCAGCUUUGUCUCACAUCCUUCCUCCACCUCAUUCAAUCCCUGCCGAGCCGAUCCGGUUCCGAUUUCCUCUCUUCGUCCCAUCGCUGUCUCGACAACCCCGAACAUCCAUCCAUAGUCGAACUCACAUUCUCCCCCAUUCCCGAUCCUACAUAUCUUGACCUCCAAGAUUUGCGCAAACACGAACUUCUCUAUCGCUUUGAGCGCGAGUGGAAUGUCGAUGUGAUUCUUCAACAUGAUACCAUCCUCCGACGUUAUCCACGUCUUGUGGUUUUCGAUAUGGAUUCUACACUUAUCGAACAAGAAGUGAUUGAUUUGAUCGCCGCUUCGAUCGGAGUCGAAGAUGCCGUAUCUGCCAUUACCGCACGCGCGAUGAAUGGCGAAUUGGAUUUCUCGGCCUCGCUUCGUGAACGCGCAAAGUUGUUGAGAGGAGUCGAUGCAGAUAUCUUUACGAAAUUGAGAAGUGUUAUUACACCCACCAAAGGAGCCGCGGAACUCAUUCGCGCAUUGAAGAGGAUGGGUGUCAAAACUGCAGUGUUGUCUGGAGGCUUCAUCCCCUUGACACAAUGGCUCGCCGAUCACUUGGGAAUCGAUUACGCCUUUGCAAAUACGCUCGAAUCGGAUCCUAGCACCAACCAAUUGACAGGUGAAGUUCUCGGUUCCAUUGUCAAUGCGGAAAAGAAACGCGAUUUGCUACUGGAGAUUGCGAAGAAGGAAAAUGUGGCUCUGGAUCAGGUUGUCGCGAUGGGCGAUGGCGCAAAUGAUUUGUUGAUGAUGGGAGUUGCGGGUUUGGGCGUUGCGUGGAAUGCUAAACCCGUGGUGCAGAUGGAGGCGCAGGCUAGGUUGAAUGGUGAAAGCAUGUUGGAUCUUUUGCAUAUCUUUGGGUUGACGGCUGAGGAGAUUAAGAUUUUGGUUUCGUAG